This is a messenger RNA of Symbiodinium sp. CCMP2592, 534 nucleotides long. The record is from the annotation of a GenBank genome assembly. Lineage: Eukaryota; Dinophyceae; Suessiales; Symbiodiniaceae.
AUGGAUCCUAUCCGCAACCAGCAAAGGACUGGUGCAACGAGCGCGGCAUCUUCCAGCAGAGCAUAUCCGGUUGCUUCGUGGAGUUCUUUUUCGUCCACUGCCUCACCGGUAGGAAGCUUGUCACAGACGCCUGUGCAAGUGGAGCACAGGCCUGGAGGCUCAGUCGUUGGAUGGCCUGGGACUGCGCAGGCAGCCAGGCUUGCAUUCACGCCACCGCAGCCCAGAAGCUUUCCAUGGCCUUGCGUGAUGUCUCCUGUUGCAGUGGCAAGUGGAAGAGUCUUGGUGCAUACACCGCCUUCCUCGAGCACUGGUGAUGCAGACUCUCCGAAUCCUGGCUGUUUAACGCCGAGUCGACAGGUGGUCUGCACUGUGGCUCGUCAGACCACUCCUGCACCGCCAAGCACCAUGAGUUUCACUGCUGCUCGAGGGCUCAUUGCAACACAGGCCGUACCUGGCAUCACUAUGUCGGUCGGCACUUUAAGCAGCCAAAGCACAGGACGCACACCCGAAAUUGUUUUCUUGGCCUGCCUUUGA